AUGGCUGAUCAACAAAACUCACUCCCAUCCCCAAACAAGAACCCUCCUUCUUCACCAAUCUCAUCUUUCUUGAAUUCUCCAAGGUUUUUCAAUGGCUUUCUUUCCAAGAACCAGUUUUUUUCAGACACAGAAACUAAUAAUAAUAAUAAUAACAAUAAUGCCCUCAUCAUGAGCCCCACCUCAACACUUGACACCACCAAAAACAACCUCAGUUUUGUGAACCCAUUUGGCCAUGACAAGAUUUUGUCCCAAAUCCAAAUCCCAAUCCCAGCUGCCAAACAGGACACCACUAAUAAUAAGGCCACUGGCCUUGCCCUGAUUGACUCAAUCAUACAUGAAAAAAAUGAAAAUGGUGAUGAGUUUUAUGGUGGUGGUGGAUCAAGAAUUUUGUCCAAGCCAGUUAGCAGAGCAGCCUUGUAUGGAUCAAAAAACCAGCUCAAGGUUCAAAUUCCUCACAUAAACCCCACAUCUUCUUCGCUCGAGCCUUCGCCGCAAUCUCCGGCUGAAUUCGGAAUCAAGACGAAGAAUUCGAAGAUUUCGAGCCCUUUUCUCGAAAGCAACCCAGUUAAUAAGGACUUUACUAGGCAGCUUUCUUUGAAAGAAAUGGAGCUCUCUGAGGAUUACACUUGUGUUAUCUAUCAUGGCCCUAAUCCUAAAACAACUCACAUAUUUGAUGAUUGUGUUGUGGAUGAUAGCUGUUUGGGGGAUCAUUCAGAAGAUUCUUCUGAUCAGUGUAAGGCAAAAAUGGAUCAUUCAGAAGAUUCAUCACCUGAUUUCUUGAGUUUUUGUCACACUUGCAAGGAUAUAUUAGAACAGGGAAAAGACAUCUACAUUUACAGGGGUGAAAAAGCCUUUUGCAGCCAUGAAUGCAGGUGUGAAGAGAUGUUUUCUGAUGGGAUGAAGUAUCAAGACUUGGAUGAAAGAUGA
This is a messenger RNA of Striga hermonthica, 927 nucleotides long. NCBI's taxonomy places the organism in Eukaryota, Viridiplantae, Streptophyta, Magnoliopsida, Lamiales, Orobanchaceae. The record is from the annotation of a GenBank genome assembly.